Molecule: messenger RNA, 306 nt
Organism: Adineta ricciae
Lineage: Eukaryota; Metazoa; Rotifera; Eurotatoria; Adinetida; Adinetidae
Source: the annotation of a GenBank genome assembly
AUGAAACAAUUUGUAUUCAUCAGUGAUUUUGGAUGCGCCCAAUUUCUCUCGACAUUCUUUUUGACAUUCUUGGGCGAAUUUUCCUCCACGUCGUCUUCCUCCGACUUUCUUCUGUCCACUGCAUCUUCACAAUUGACGAAGAUCGAAAAAACGACGAGCACAAGAAGAAGAAGAAUAGCAAAACGCAUCUCUUUCUCCUAUUCACAAUCUGAUAAAGAAAAAAAAGUUAACCAAUUCCGACAUGAUUUGUUUUUGACGAAAUAUUUAUUCAAUACAUUUACACAAAUGUAUUUUCAUCGAGUUUGA